AUGACCUGCAGUGAUUUGCUUCAUGACUACAACUGGAACCAACAAACUGACAUUGGAUGGAUAGAAGAUGUGAAAACCAAGCCCCAUAAGAACAUCCUAUUUAUUCAAAGGCGCUCUCGCCCAGAGAUGCCCCAAGCUCCUGUGCAUAGAUGGGAGGAUACACAGUCCCCAUGGUCUAGGGUGCACAUUGACUACGCUGGGCCCUUUCAGGGCCAGUUCUUCUUGGUCCUCGUUGACAGUCAUUCAAAAUGGCUUGAGGUUGUACCUGUCUCAUCCACCACCACUGCAAAGACUAUUCAGGUACUGAGGGGGAUUUUUGCUGCACACGGGCUCCCAGAUGUCAUCGUGUCUGACAACGGCCCUCAAUUUACUUCCUCCGAAUUCCAAGCUUUCUUACAGGCUAACAUGAUUCGUCAUGCCACGUCUGCACCCUUCCACCCGUCCACCAAUGGUAUGGCUGAACGCAUGGUCCGCAUCACAAAGGACGCCUUGAAAAGACUCACCUAUGGGGACUGGCAUCACAGGUUGGCUGACUUUCUCCUUUCUUACCGCACCACACCGUCCACUUCUACAGGGAGAAGCCCAGCUGAACUUCGCUGGGGGCGC
Crotalus tigris (Tiger rattlesnake) is the source of this 606-nucleotide messenger RNA. RefSeq lists its product as uncharacterized. The annotation marks the transcript as partial. The transcript has 3 exons. Gene Ontology annotation, molecular function: nucleic acid binding. Gene Ontology annotation, biological process: DNA integration. The record is from RefSeq and is a predicted model, not a curated record. Lineage: Eukaryota; Metazoa; Chordata; Lepidosauria; Squamata; Viperidae.